Messenger RNA from Pisolithus orientalis, 1384 nucleotides. RefSeq names its product RNA polymerase II transcription elongation factor-domain-containing protein. Bases 72 to 1256 code for a protein of 394 amino acids. NCBI's taxonomy places the organism in Eukaryota, Fungi, Basidiomycota, Agaricomycetes, Boletales, Pisolithaceae. Gene Ontology annotation, biological process: positive regulation of DNA-templated transcription; regulation of transcription elongation by RNA polymerase II. Gene Ontology annotation, molecular function: transcription elongation factor activity. Gene Ontology annotation, cellular component: super elongation complex. The transcript has 5 exons. The record is from RefSeq and is a predicted model, not a curated record.
AGAUACAUGGACAUCCUAAAUUAGCAAUCCUAAAUUAGCAACCCUCGUCAUCGUCUUGUCCUCCCACCACCAUGGCUUCCGCUGCAAUCCAGUGGGCACCGGCACCCGGAAGACACAAGGUUGCCAUUGGUUCGUCUCUAGCUAGAGCCCUCAAGGCAAGGAAAGGCCCGGCGCCGCCCAAACGAUCGAACCUACCCGAUCGUGACUUCUAUUCGUUUAGGUACAAUUUCACUCCAGAAUCUAUUGACCCAGAUAGACCCGGCACUGUCGAAGUUAAGCGUGGCAAGGAAUCCACGUCUAUUUCCCUUGAACGACCUAGUACACAGGGAGAGAACUAUGUCUUCAAAGGGAUCGAACAUCCAGUCAAGGACUACGAUUGUGUACUAAUUUACGAUGAGGAGCUUGGCACUUUCACCCUCGAAAAAGUAGACGGAUUCAUGACGUUUAGUUACGACAGAAAAGUACAAGGUUCAGGGCCAAGUACCCAGAACGUCACUUCUCCCCAAACGUCCACCCCACAAACUAGAGAUGAUUCAGACCUUGAUAAAAAACUCGAAGAGCUUCUCGGUACCGAAGAUGCGGAAGGAGAACCCGACGACGAGUACGAGGAAGUAAUAAAUACGCGGAACAUGCGCAAGGAGGAAGAAGAGGAGGAGGAGGACCUGCUAGAAACAUUACUAAAGCCAUCUCCACCCGUCCGGCCACCAGAUCCACCUCCCAAGCAGAAGGCAUCACGCGCUCCGCUGAAGAAACAAGAAUCUAUACCAAAACCCAAGACGAUAUCAAAAGAUGCGGCGAAACCCAAGAAGGAGCCCGAGAGUCGCGUAAUGUUAGAUUCGGUUUUGGUGGAAGAACUCGACCCCGGAGUUCUUCCUGCGCGCCCACUCAAACGACAUAAACCCACCCCACCUGAGGGUCUGGCUCUACCUAGUGCCUCCGCUUCCGUCGACCUACCGUCUUCGCGGCCACCUCCGCCAGCCCAGGAUGCAGAUGACUCUGACUUAGAUGACUACUGGGAAUCCGUACUCGUAGAACCGGAGCCAGGAACCGACCUGGAUAACGAUGCAGAGGAAAUCGAUCCCGAUGAGUUCGGUCGGGAAAUGGAGGCACAACUAGGAGGAACCGGGGAUGAAGGUUCUCCGGAACCGGAUACCAAGCGACAACCGAUGUCGCUUAAUGAUUUUGCGCGAAGCCAGUUCGGCGGUCAGUACAGCGAUGAUAGUUCGUCGUCGAGUGAGGAGAGCGACGACGAAUAGUCGUACAUCUCGUGGAUUGCUGGCGCCCACAUAAUCCUGUCGAUCACACCCGUAUUCUAAUGUCUUAUACCUCGUGUGUAUUAUACGUCUCUCAAUGUACAUACGUAGUCGCUGAGUAUGUAGUAACC